AUGGUUCCAAAAGAAAAGGUUACAUGGGAUUUUUUCCAAGAAGAAUUCAGAAUGAAGUACAUAAGCCAGAGGUUCAUUGAUCAGAUAUGGAAAGAGUUUCUCGAGCUGAAACAAGGUAAAAUGUCUGUGGUAGAAUAUGAACAUGAAUUUGUUCGACUUAGCAAGUAUGCUCAGGAGUGUGUGUCUACCGAAGCUAUUAUGUGCAAGAGUAAAGCCGAAGAGCUGAACAAAGAAAAGAUAAAAGCUGUGAUUGCAGCCAGAGAUGCAAGAAAGAGGCCAAUGAGUAAGUUGUUCCAAUCUCAGUCAAAGAAUUCCAAAGAGAUGAAUCCUCGAUUGACGGUUUCAGCUGGAUAUUCGCACCGAGACCGUGGGAGAUCAUACUCGGGUUCUAAAGCUCAAGCUACUUCAAUGGCAAGUGUGGGCAACGUGAGGCCUAAUAGACUUGAGUGUCAGCAUUGUGGUAAGCAACAUCAAGGUGAGUGUUGGGCGAUUAGUCGUGGUUGUUUCAGGUGUGGUUCUCCAUAA
Messenger RNA from Gossypium arboreum, 525 nucleotides. RefSeq lists its product as uncharacterized. NCBI's taxonomy places the organism in Eukaryota, Viridiplantae, Streptophyta, Magnoliopsida, Malvales, Malvaceae. The transcript is spliced from 2 exons. The coding region runs from base 1 to 525 and encodes 174 amino acids. The record is from RefSeq and is a predicted model, not a curated record.